Molecule: messenger RNA, 1244 nt
Organism: Alnus glutinosa
Lineage: Eukaryota; Viridiplantae; Streptophyta; Magnoliopsida; Fagales; Betulaceae
Exons: 4
Coding region: 279-1091 (270 amino acids)
Source: RefSeq, a predicted model, not a curated record
AGGUAAAAUUCGGCGUAAUAUGUAAAUAAAUAUUUUUAUUUAAUUGUAAUCCUAAUUGACGACAAUUAAAUUGUCGUGUAUGUGUUUAAACCAGGAGUCUGGGGAAUUUCAAAAAUAAUGUGCGCAAUAAAGCAGCUCCUGAGGGGUGCAUUGCGGAGGGGUACAUAGCGACCGAGCUGGUAACGUUCUGUUCAAGGUAUCUGAAUAACGCACCAACAUUCCACAACAGACCUCAGAGGAAUCCUGAUGGAUCCAAGGGAGCGGGCACGCGUGUUACCAUGAACCGGUUGAUAAUGCACCAGAUUCAUCGUUAUAUUGUGUUCAACUCUGAAGAGUUUCACAAUUUGCGGACGAUGCACAAAGACGCGCUUAGGCGAUCAUGCACUAGGGGUCGCAUUACGGAGGCUCUUAUUGAAGCACAACAUCAUGAGCAGUUCUGCGAAUGGUACCGUGCAUAUGUCGAUGGCCUGGACGAUCAACGUAGGGAGGAAUUGGGCCACAAGUUGGUUAUGCGUUGUAGAGGGCUAAAGGAGACAGCGGUGAAGUACAACAGGUACGUGGUAAAUGGAAAAUUAUUUCGCACGCUUGCUCAUGAUGUGGGAAGGAGGACUCAGAAUAGCGGCGUCUGUGUUCCUACCGUUGAAGGCGAAACGUACUACGGACAGUUAACCGAUAUAUUUGAGGUCGAGUACUAUGACAGGACUACGUACGUCUUAUUUAAGUGCAAUUGGGCAGACCCCACAAUGGACAGAGGAUUCACAAUAGACGAGUAUGGCCUAGUGUUUGUCAACUUCAAUCACCUCGUCCACAGGGGAGAACAGAUUCAGGACGAGCCGUACGUGCUUACAUCUCAGGUGGAUCAAGUAUUCUACGUAGAAGAUGGAAGGAACCCAAAUUGGGUUUGUGCGGUUAGGACCAAACCGCGCAACGUGUACGACGUUGGACAGGGGGAUGGGAGUAAUGAGGAUGGUACAACCUACCAUGAGUGCGUACCGCUCGUACUAGCCACUGCUGACCUACCAGAUACGAAUGACGAAUUCGAGUACGACAGGCCCGACGUAGAUCCUAUUGAAGCUCCCGUGAUACAAUGAUUGAUGUAUUUGUUGUAUUGAUGGACCAGAGACCCCCUCAUUAUGCGUAUCGGGCACCUAGCCCACCCGUGCCCCCCAUGACCACGCCCACUGUUUCGACGGCAUUGUAUUCUGCAGCGUGGCCACACCACCCAGACGGGCCUUAUAGACCAU